AUGGGCCCCAAGAAGCAAUCCGCCGUCAUCUACUGCGAGGGCUCACCGACCUGGAAUCCAGACGCGUACCUAGCAGACGCGCAACUCCACUCCCGCGCCGAAACGCACCUCGCCAAAGAUGACUUGAAAUCCGCCAUCGCGGCGUCCUUCUCGCUGCGCGGCAGCGACAGCUACGUGUACCACGCCAUAGUGGCCGUCACGCUCCCGCAGGUGCAGCACAUCGUGUCUCUCGGCGACGCCCACGGACUGCAUAGCUGGUACUUCGGCGAGCCGCAGCCGCACGCAGACGUAGACGCCUCUAGCACCGAGCAAACUCCCAACGCUAGCACCUCUGAACCCAAACCGUCGUCUUCUUCGCUACCACAAGUCCCCCCCGUCCUCCCACCUCCUCCACAGUCCGACAUUGAAGCCUACCUCUCUAUAUUCAGUCCCGCAAACUCUGCAUCGACAGCCCUGAAAAACUACACCUCGAACGCGAAAAAGGGGUCCCUGCGGCACGAGAUAGGAUCCCACCUAUCCGCAAAACGAUACAUCCACCCCAAACUCAACCUCAGCAUCCCGCGCAUAAAGCCAUCCUCCCCCAAACCAGCGCCACCAAACCCAUACCUAACAUUCCUAUCCUGGGCGAUCCGCAAUCUAGAAUGGGCCGGCCCCAGCCCGUCCUCCGCGCGCGGCGGCCGCCCGUCGUCGCACCACGUUCUCCCGAUCCUGAUGCACCACUUCGGUUGCGUCUGUCCAACGCACGAGGCCCUCGAGAUCCUGCGCGCCGUGGCCGCCGGCAGGGAGAUAAUAGACAUGGGUUCCGGCAACGGGUACUGGACGCGAAUGCUCCGCGACUACAACGUUUUCCACGCCCCCUCGUCGAGUAAAACGAAGACCCCCAACCCCGUACCCCUCGUCACGCCCGUAGACAGCGCACAGUCAAGCUGGCGCACGACCUGGGUCCGCGACACCCUGAUCGCCGACGGUGUAGCCUAUCUGCGCGAGACGCGCUCCGGCGCUAAGGACGCCGUGCUGCUCCUGGUAUAUCCCAUCGUAGGAGGCGGCGUGGCCGGCGGUAGCGAGGGUGGGUUCACGCGGGGCAUGCUAGAGGCGUACGACGGCGACACGAUAGCUGUCGUGGGGACGCAGAACCACAAUGGCUACACGGGCUUUCGUGAUAUGACCAUGGACGAAUUCAUGGACCGUGAGCAUGGUGACGAGUGGGUCAAGGUCGCGCAGGUGCCGCUGCCCAGUUUCCCUGGCAAAGAUGAGGCGCUGUAUGUCUUCCAGCGGGGUCCGAGAGCGCCACUCCAUGCGGAAGCAAACCAGACGAAACCAUCAAACACUAUAAGCCCAGGUAAAGAAGAAAAUACAUAA
Messenger RNA from Xylaria bambusicola, 1359 nucleotides. RefSeq lists its product as uncharacterized. Bases 1 to 1359 code for a protein of 452 amino acids. NCBI's taxonomy places the organism in Eukaryota, Fungi, Ascomycota, Sordariomycetes, Xylariales, Xylariaceae. The transcript has a single exon. The record is from RefSeq and is a predicted model, not a curated record.